Messenger RNA from Glarea lozoyensis ATCC 20868, 384 nucleotides. RefSeq lists its product as uncharacterized. The record is from RefSeq and is a predicted model, not a curated record. Lineage: Eukaryota; Fungi; Ascomycota; Leotiomycetes; Helotiales; Helotiaceae. The transcript has a single exon. Bases 1 to 384 code for a protein of 127 amino acids.
AUGAGCAAGUCUGCCAAAGAAAAUGAACAAGUCAGAAGAUCUGCAUUUAUGGCUGUAGAUUUGACUCCAACACCAGCUGAAUAUCUGAGUCUAGCCGCCCAAAUGCUAGUCGUAUCACAUUGGACCACCGUCCCGCAGGAUGAUUGGCCGGUCGAGAGUGUUUAUCAUCAAUUAUCAGUUUUCUUACCACUCGAAGAAGAACGAGCUGAACAUCUUCGUCGAGGGUCAACUCCCAACAAUACUUGGUGGUUGAGGCGCAGAUAUUGCCACUGGCGAAAGCUACUUGGACAGGUGAAGGCUCGUGGCAACAACGAUUCGGACGAUUUCAUAACAAUGAAUUGGGAGGACGAGAUUAUUGGGAUUAAACCGUUUAUUAAUUCAUAA